AUGUUCGGAAUGGAUCAAAAUAAUAGUAAUGCUUCGAAUUCGACAGAACAAACCGAUUUUUGUGUCGUUUGUGGCGAUAAAGCUAUAGGGAAGCACUAUGGUGCAGUUGCAUGUAAUGGAUGUAAAGGAUUUUUUAGAAGAAGGUAUUUAUUAUCUCAUUCGUAUCGCAAGAGCUAUCUGAAUGAGAUAUUAUGA
This is a messenger RNA of Dracunculus medinensis (Guinea worm), 195 nucleotides long. The record is from the annotation of a GenBank genome assembly. Lineage: Eukaryota; Metazoa; Nematoda; Chromadorea; Rhabditida; Dracunculidae.